CAACCCUGACUAUCUACCCUGUGUCCCUGUAACAAAGUCCAAUGCAACCCAAAAUCCCGAAGCAAGUGUUCUUUUAACUUUGCCAACAAAACUCACGUAGUCUGUAGCUCGUAAACUUGCCCACCACCUGUUCGAUGAAAUGCUUGAUCGAACUCUUCAAUAAAAAAUCCCUCUCUUAGCCUGGAUUUAAACUUCAACCUUCUCAAAUUAAUCUUUUAAUUGUUGCAGAGUUGAUUAUACCACUACUACAAUGCAACGAUUGUGCAAACUUGCAUCUUCUUCAAUUCAUGGUAUUGUCAACAAAACAUUGUCUUCUUCACUACAAGAAGCUGCGACUGCUACCCCAGGAAACUUCCUGAAAUGGGGUUCACUGGGUUUUGUUCGUACAUCAAAAUUUGCAUCUGGGUUUUCUCCAUUUGAAGUGAAACCAUUGAAUUCAAUCAUGGAUGUUGAGCGGGCUAAGUUUAAGACCCCUGAGGAUCUUGCUACAAUUUGGGAUGAUUUUCACUUAGGAAGAGGUCAUAUUGGUGCCACAAUGAAAGCAAAUAUGUACAAGUUAUUCGAGCAAAGGGCAAUUGAUUGUCAAUACUUUGUCAUUCCCUUGUGGAGAGGAAAUGGAUACACAACCAUGUUUUCUCAAGGAUUCAACAUCUGUCAGUGAAAUGAUUCAUUUGACGAACAGCGCUAAUGACAUGCUUUUCUCAACUUUGGUAUGCAUGUCUCAUAGACCUGGCAAAUGGGUCGGGUCAAUAUCGGGUCGUGUCAUUUCGGGUCAGUUAACAUUUGGGUCAGGUAUGGGUCGGGUCAUUUUGGGCAUCGGGUCAGGUAUCGGGUCGAGUCAUUUAGGGUCAGACCAUUUUCGGGUCAAGUGUGUUCGGGUCAUAUUCGGGUCGGGUCAAAAUUAGGUAAGGUCACAUUCGGGUUGUUCUAGUUGUGGAUCAAGCUCAAAUCAAUAAUUUUAUAUUUUGUUAUUGUUAUAAUAAGAACUAUCAAUUCGGUUUAUGAGCUUUGCUACGGUUGAAGAUGAACAAUUUGAGUUAUUUUUGGCACCAGACAUUUUUAGUUCAAUUAUAAAGUAAUUUUAGUUCGGGACAUUUCGGAUAUCGGGUCUGUUCGGGUCAAUUUCGGGUAUCUGAUUUGUUCGGGUCAAACACUUCGGGUCAAUUUCGGGCUGGGUUAGGAUCGGGUCAACUUUAUUUUCGGGUCAAACACUUCGGGUCAAUUUCGGGCUGGGUUAGGAUCGGGUCAACUUUAUUUUCGGGUCAGGUAUGGGUCGGGUCAAUUCGGGUUUUGGGUCGAUGUUUUUGGGUCAUGGGUCAGGUCAUUCGGGUCGGGUCAUCGGGUGUGGGUCAGGAUUGCCAGGUCUAAUGUCUCAUGACAUAUAUCUUCAAGUUCUUUUCUAUUCUUGGCUUCUAGGUGUAACCUAGAGGCCCAACCGCCCAAACUAGAUUGUGGCUGACUAUACCAUCUGGUUCAUACACACUACACAGUAAUAUGUAAUAGGCUGUUCAUUUUUAGGACUUUGACAGUCAAUCCAGGUCAUGUCCUGAAUCUGGCAUUAUUGAGUUAAGCAGUCAGGUCAGCAUCUUGCGGCCAACUUGUGAGCUUUAUUUGCUCAUCUAAUCGAUAAUAGAAAGUUUGCCACUCUUAUCUCAGAUCUGUGAAUUUGACCUUGUAUUCAAACUUUAGAUUAAAUUUAUGCUUGUACACUCUCUCUGUUGAAUGUCCUCCCCAAAUGAAAUGUUGGAAUCUUGCUGUAAAGAUGUGCGUGUCAUUGUUCAAAGUAGCAUGAACGAAGUAGCAACAAGCAAUCAGUCUUUUUUCUUCUGUAUGACAAUGACAACUUUUGAUAUUUCCAUG
Chenopodium quinoa (quinoa) is the source of this 1860-nucleotide messenger RNA. RefSeq lists its product as uncharacterized. Gene Ontology annotation, biological process: mitochondrial proton-transporting ATP synthase complex assembly. The transcript is spliced from 4 exons. Lineage: Eukaryota; Viridiplantae; Streptophyta; Magnoliopsida; Caryophyllales; Amaranthaceae. The record is from RefSeq and is a predicted model, not a curated record. Bases 251 to 661 code for a protein of 136 amino acids. Gene Ontology annotation, cellular component: mitochondrion.